Messenger RNA from Jaminaea rosea, 3291 nucleotides. RefSeq lists its product as hypothetical. The record is from RefSeq and is a predicted model, not a curated record. Gene Ontology annotation, molecular function: ATP hydrolysis activity; ABC-type transporter activity; ATP binding. Lineage: Eukaryota; Fungi; Basidiomycota; Exobasidiomycetes; Microstromatales. The transcript is spliced from 6 exons. Gene Ontology annotation, cellular component: membrane. The coding region runs from base 63 to 3212 and encodes 1049 amino acids.
UCCACAGACCAGCUGCGAUGGCAUUCUACUUGAUGCCGUCCAAGGCAUCAAAAUGGUCGAUGAUGCUCAUCAUGACCGCAGCCUGGCUGGCCAUCUUCAGCGACGCAGCUGCGUCGGCCUCCUCCCGCAACUCCUCAUCCUCAUCACUUCGCACCACCAACCUCGAGUGGGCAUCACAAUCCUCCCUCUUCGCAGCUCCUCGACCACCUGAGUGCCCACCUUGCUUCAAUUGCCAACUUCCUGCCUUCAACUGCGCAAAUGCGGGCCACUGCCGUCCGUCCGAUGGACAAUGCGACUGCACGACUGGCUUCGGAGGGCAGGACUGCCUCUCACCUCUCUGCGGCAGUCCCGUGCAGGGCAAACAGCGCUAUCCCCGCGAGGGCGAGGACGGAGAUGGGGUCUGCGAGUGUGACGAUGGAUGGGGAGGGAUGAAUUGUAAUGUCUGUCAGGAGGACAGCGCUUGUGGCGAGGUGCUGAUGGGUGGCGAGAGACUGGGUGAGAACGGAACUUGCUAUGCCGGAGGCGCCACUGUGAGGCAGAGCUUCCAAGAGUGCAAAGUUACGAAUGAGCAGAUCGUAGCUUUACUACCGGGAAGACCACCCAAGGUCACCUUCAGCUGCGAGAAAGAGCCGCAGACUUGCAACUUCCAGUUCUGGAUUGGCCAGAAAGAGUCCUUCUAUUGCGACUUGACUAAAUGUAGCGAGGAAGUCGAGCUUACAGCAGAGAGCAACAACACCCGAUACAAGUGCGAGACGGCAAGCUGCUCAUGCAUCCCCGGUCGAAUGCUUUGCGGCGAGUCGGGCAGCAUCGACAUCGGCGAGUUCCUGGGCGAGGAUAUCAAAGGGCCGGCGACGAUGUCGUGCAAGAGCGGCAAGAACGGAGACAGAAAGUGCAACUUUGAGGAACCAGCAAUGAACGGCCUCAUCAGCGACGUCUUUGGAGACCCAGCCAUCUUCCUCUCCUGCCAAGCAGGUGAAUGUGUUCACUACUCUCAAGUCCCCGGCUAUCAUGCCCCUCUACCACCACCGCGAGCCAUCUUCUGGGUGGCCUUCUCCGCCGUGGGUGCUCUCGUUCUCGUCUUCGUAAUCGCCACAGCCCUGUGGCUCCUGGGCCAGCACGACAAACACGAAGAGUAUGGCAGCGUGCGGUUACCAGAGGAUGAGGCAGCGAGAUUGAUGGCGGAACAUGUGCCUGCUUCGCUCAGCUUCAAGGACCUGAGCUACAGAAUCGGGGAGAAGAAGGUGCUGGAGGGCAUCAGCGGGAGCGUGAGGCCUGGUGAGGUAAUGGCUCUUGUAGGAGCCUCUGGCGCAGGCAAGACGACCUUCCUCGACCUCCUCGCUCGGCGCGAGAAGCGCGGCAUCAUUGGCGGCACAACGCUGGUCAACGGCCGUCCUGUCUCAGACGGCGCCUUUAAGCGCAUUGCCGGCUUCGUUGACCAGGAGGACUGCCUCAUGCCCACUCUCACGGUGUAUGAGACGGUCCUCUACAGCGCCAUGCUUCGCCUGCCCCGGGUCAUGUCCAUCGAAGCAAAGAAGUAUCGUACGCUUGAGACGCUCAAUGAGUUGGGCAUCCUCCACAUCAAGGACUCACGCAUCGGCGAUUCUGGAGCGAGGAGCAUCAGUGGUGGCGAGAAGAGGAGGGUGUCGAUUGCGUGCGAGCUGGUCACUUCACCUAGCGUGCUGUUCCUGGACGAGCCGACUUCGGGAUUGGACUCAGCGAAUGCGCUCAACGUGGUUGAGUGCCUGACCAACCUAGCGCAGCAGUAUCAUCGUACGGUGGUGCUGUCGCUGCACCAGCCGUCAAGCAAGAUUGUGUCCCUGCUCGACAAGCUGGUUCUCCUCUCGGCGGGCAAGCUGGUCUACUCAGGACCCAUGGCACGAUGCGCGGCCUACUUUGCGGGCAUUGGCCACCCUUGCCCUGAGGGACAUAACAUCCUCGAGUUCCUCAUCGACCUCACGUCCAGUGCCAGCAGCAGUGCGCAGCAGAGCACUGCACCUACGCCGGGCAGUGCGGCCAUGCCGGUCCCAACGCAGGGCUACCAGGAUGAGGAGGCUGGACCGACGCUCAGAAACCGCUCUUCGCUGCACGAGUUGACGACGAGGCCGAAUUCGACUGCUGCGCCCGGUGAUUCGACGCCGAACAGCACAAUGGGCUCGAGACUGGCUGCUGGCAUUCGCGGAGCUUUCGCCUCAUCCUCCGGCAACGGACAUGCAUCUAAGCAGCAAACACCUCCUCGCCUCGCUGCUCUGAUCGAAGCCUUCUCCAACAGCGAUAUCGCCAAGGAAGAGUCCGGCGCCACAGCCACAGGCUCCUUCAUCCCCGCCAACGGCAGCGAUAUAGAAGAAGCAGACAAGGUCCUGCGCUCGCACCUGGCCGCCUCCCUCUUCACACAACUCCGUAUUCUUUCCGGUCGCUCCUUCAAGAACCUCUACCGCAACCCGCAACUCAUGCUGGCGCACUACGCCCUCUCCCUCCUGUUGGGCUUGUUUGUCGGGAUCCUCUACUACGGUGUCACUAACGACGUAGCCGGCUUCCAGAACCGAUUGGGGCUGUGCUUCUUCACGUUGGCCUUGUUCGGAUUCUCGACGCUUACGAGUCUGGGCAUCUUUGCGGCUGAGAGGCAGCUCUAUGUGAGGGAGAGAGCGAAUGGGUAUUACAGCCCGGUGACCUACUUUGCGGCUAAGCUACUCUUCGACAAUCUGCCACUGAGGGUGGUCCCACCCCUGCUCUUUGGGCCGACCAUCUACUUUACCGUCGGGCUCGUGCCGCAGGUAGCCAAGUUCUGGAUCUUCAUCCUGACCCUGGUCCUCUUCUCCCUGGCCACCUCAUCAAUCGUCUUCUUCCUCUCCGUCUCCAUCAAGGACACGGGAGUGGCCAAUCUGCUCGGCACGCUCAUCAUGCUCCUCUCCCUUCUCUUUGCUGGCUUGCUCAUCAACAGGCAGAAGAUCAGCUGGUGGCUCACCCCUCUGCUAUACGCCUCUCCCUUCCAUUCGGCAUUGGAGAGCCUGCUGGUGUCGCAGUUGAAUGGUCUGCAGCUCAGGGAGCACAAGUACGGAAUCGACAUUGAGGUGCCAGCCAGUGUGUUGCUAAGCAGCUUUGGUUUCAGGGUGCAAAACUUCGCGCUUGAUAACGUUCUACUGGCGGGGACUUUCCUGCUGUUCAAUGCUCUUUCGCUGACUUGGCUGGCCUUCUUCGUGCGCGAGAGGAGAUGAGCACUCAAGAGGCUGCAGCGCCUUUGUCAAUACGCUUGUAGAGAUGUCAAUCCCAAUCUAUCAUUCGCUUUGUAUGCCU